Mytilinidion resinicola is the source of this 786-nucleotide messenger RNA. RefSeq lists its product as uncharacterized. The record is from RefSeq and is a predicted model, not a curated record. The transcript is spliced from 3 exons. NCBI's taxonomy places the organism in Eukaryota, Fungi, Ascomycota, Dothideomycetes, Mytilinidiales, Mytilinidiaceae. Bases 1 to 786 code for a protein of 261 amino acids.
AUGGCGGAACACAACUCCGAGGACGACUCUUACAUCUAUCCGAUUUACGCAACGGUGGAAGUACACCGUGACGCAACUCAAAAGGCCUUCUGCGAUGCAGACAGGCAAGCGGAACAGGUUGAAGAGGAUGAAGAUUUGGAGAGCACUUUCAAAGUUCUUGAGGAUGUGAACUUCGUUGGAAGUUCUGUCGCAAACAUCAUUCGCCAUUGGUGGACUCAAAUGUGCUCUCCGCACUCAGAGACCGAGGUUGAGACGUCCAUAUCCUGCCGAAAUCUUCUCCUCGUCUACGACAACUUUGAAGGGUUUCCAGACGCCAUGCGUCACAGCCUAGAAGCAGCCAUUGGCGAGGUCUUGCGUCUCGAAACCAUGGGGCGCCCAGAUUGGAACGCUUCGCUCUCAUCCACCUCCGAACCUGAUAAAGAUCUCCGCGGGGAGAGCGACGAACCAGAAGCGAAAGGCAGACGUAACGAUUAUGCUGCUCAAAUCUGUAUCGACGCUGGCAAUGCUGGAGGCAGCGACCAGCACAUCGAAGAAGUACUCGCCUUCCACACCAAGAAGCCCAAAGAGCUCGAAACCCACCCUGAUUGGUUCGCUGUCAUCGAGCAAACCUCGAUUGCCACCAUCUUAGUCACACUGGUUUACAAAGGAUCCGGAGAAGCGGGAUAUGGUCGCUGCCCCAUGCCAGUUGAUUGGGCUGGAGAGGUGUUGCGCUGGCUUGGGAUCAGGUUCUGUUGUUGGCGUGAGUGGGAUGAACUGAUGGAACUAGAGUCUCCGGUUGAAGAUUAG